AUGUUUGGCAGCCUCGGACCGAUCUGGCUCCUCCCGAAGCUCGGAAACACGGCGCCGAUCGUGAUAACGCAGAGGUCAUUUCAGAAUCUGCCGUCAAUGACGCACCCGUCCCCGACCACCGCGCUCUCAGCGCAGGAGAAGAAGAUCCGCCGGCGCGUGCAGUGCAAGAUGAACAUGCGCUGCUACCGCGAGCGGCGGAAGCGCAACGUGUCCAACCUCGAGGACGCGAUCGCGACGCUCAAUGCGCAGAUCGACGCACUCGCCGCGCAGAAGCGGGCGCUCGAGGUGCAUCGGCCGCUGUCGUUCUACGCCGAGCACUCGGCGCCGAUGGCGCUGACGAUGCAGUAUAAGAACAUGAUGUCGCAGGGCGGCUUUGGCCCGACGCAGGAGGCCUUCUUCCGGUCGACCUUCUCGCCGGACUUUAUGGCCCACGGCCGGACGCUCGACGACUUUAUCAGCAUGUGGUACCGCGUCGGCCAGUUCUUCGCGCAGCCCAACCCGCUUCUGGCCAUGGCGCCCGUCCGCGCCAACAUCGUGCGCUUCGAGAUCUCGCUGCACGUCGAAAUCACACGGCCAUUGCUUGAGGCGUGUUUCGGCUACAUCCUCGAGCAUGAGGACGAGGCCACGAUCGACGAGCUCGCGGGCGGCGGCUACGCGAUGGACACGAUCAUGGAGCGCAUCUUCUACUUUGACCAGCUCGAAGACGGACGCUACGUGAUUUCGGGGUCGUCCUGCGGCGACAACCGCGCGGCGGUCAUGGCGUCGCUCGUUGCGCAUGCGCAAGAAACGGCGCGCGCCAAGGGGCCCGGCGUGCUCUCGAUCACACAUUUGCUGCAUGUAAGUUAAGUUGACUGUAGUAAUCUUAAGCGUGAGUACGAU
Molecule: messenger RNA, 879 nt
Organism: Saprolegnia parasitica CBS 223.65
Lineage: Eukaryota; Oomycota; Saprolegniomycetes; Saprolegniales; Saprolegniaceae
Exons: 1
Coding region: 1-846 (281 amino acids)
Source: RefSeq, a predicted model, not a curated record